AUGUCACAAAGCAAGAUAUCAGAGGGCGAAGCAGACUUGUACUUGGACCAGUACAACUUCACUACAACAGCUGCAAUUGUUGGGUCUGUAGAUAGAAAGAUAUUUGUUCUUUUACGUGAUGGUAGGAUGUUGUUUGGAGUCCUUAGAACAUUUGACCAGUAUGCGAAUUUGAUUCUCCAGCACUGUGUUGAAAGAAUAUACAUUACUGAGGAAAAUCAGUAUGCUGAAUGUGAGCGUGGCGUUUUCAUGGUUCGUGGCGAAAAUGUGGUUAUGUUAGGAGAGAUUGAUAUCGAUAAGGAAGAUAAACCUUUGGAGUUAAUGGAAAAGGUUCCCUUUGAGGAUGCGCAGAGGUUCAAGGAUCGGUACAACGAGGAAAAGUUCAAGAUAGAGACUCAGAAAACUAAAGAAUUGGCGAGGUUUGGGUUAAUUAAUGAUUUCCACAAAUCGGAUAUGUAUUAG
Messenger RNA from Eremothecium cymbalariae DBVPG#7215, 459 nucleotides. RefSeq names its product Lsm1p (gene LSM1). The transcript has a single exon. Gene Ontology annotation, molecular function: RNA cap binding. Lineage: Eukaryota; Fungi; Ascomycota; Saccharomycetes; Saccharomycetales; Saccharomycetaceae. Gene Ontology annotation, biological process: deadenylation-dependent decapping of nuclear-transcribed mRNA. Gene Ontology annotation, cellular component: Lsm1-7-Pat1 complex; P-body. The coding region runs from base 1 to 459 and encodes 152 amino acids. The record is from RefSeq and is a predicted model, not a curated record.